CGAGCUCAGACGGAGCAGAGACGCAGGAGGACUGAGGUGUGACGGCACCCUGCGGAGGACUCUGCACUCCGAGAGGUGGACACCAUGAACUACGUGGGGCAGCUGGCGGGCCAGGUGCUGGUGACAGUAAAGGAGCUUUACAAGGGCAUCAACCAGGCCACCCUGUCAGGCUGCAUCGAUGUGAUUGUGGUCCGACAGCCCGAUGGGACGUUUCAGUGCUCCCCUUUCCACGUGCGCUUUGGAAAACUGGGGGUGCUGCGCUCUAGGGAAAAAGUGAUUGACAUUGAGAUCAAUGGGGAACCAGUAGAACUACACAUGAAGCUUGGAGACAAUGGAGAGGCCUUCUUUGUCCAGGAGACAGAGCAGCACAAUGAGAUUGUCCCAGCCCACCUUGUGACCUCACCCAUCCCGACAGAAGAGGUCCUGUUCAGGAGCAGGGAGUCCAGAGCUGGGGGCUCAGCGGGGGAGAGUGGACAGCCGCAGGGAACAGAGGAGCCAGCGUCAGGCAGCCACCAGCCCAGCUCCAACACAGCAGGCAAGAAGAAGAAAAGACGCAAGAGGAAGCACAAGGCUGAUCCCCGUAAGGAGGAACAGACCACACCUGUGGGCGGAGAGCUGGAGAUCUAUGAGCUCAGUUCAGAUGAAGAGCACAACACACACAAUGGAAGAGCAUCAUCACUCUCCACGAAGGACAGCACGGAGCACAAGACACAUUCCCCCCUCACCGCCCUGGAAUGGGACAGCUACCCUUUCUCUGAUGGAGACUGGUCGCCGUCCACUACAAUUGACCUGACUGAACCCAUGUCACCUAAGAGUGACUCCGAGUUGAUGGUGAAGCCGACAGAGAGCAUGCUCAGGGCGGAGUCCCACAUGCAGUGGAGCUGGGGAGAAUUUCCAGAAUCUACCAGGGUCAGCAAGAAAGACAGAUCUGAACCAAAACCACUGACCAUCACACCCUCAGAGAGCACACAUUUCCGGGUCAUCCUCAGCUCAGAGGCCAUGGAGGCAGAGCCAAGAGAAAUGGAGCGAUCCAUGGACCCUGUUUGCACCAUCGUCAAGCCAGAGCCUCGGACCCCCAAAUCUGAUCUGUGCUCCUCCAAACCCCAGUCCCCCGCUGCCACACCAGAGCCCAGUUGCUGCAUGCACAGUACAGACAUUGAGCAACAUGAGCCAAACCCUUCAGUGUCCAGUAGCUUUAUAUCUGAGUCGUGUCCCAACCAGUCUGACCUCGGUACCAAACCUUUGCGUAAGACAAGGUGGACGUCCUCGCCACCCAGCCGCAGGGACAGCGGCUCUGCUACCUGUGGGGCCGACCACACGGCUGACGCCCAGUCCAAGAGGAGAGGUGUGAGGAAGAGGAGCCAGCAUCAGGGACCUGAAGAUAUCUACUUGGAUGACCUGAAUGCACUUGAACCUGAUGUUGUUGCUCGAUACUUUCCUAAAAGUGAGUCAGAGCAGGUUCCCAAGCACUGGGUGGAGGUGGGGAGGCGUUCUGGUUCCCAGUCGCCUCAGUCUGUGGGGAGCGCAGCAGCAGACAGUGGCACCGAGUGUCUGUCAGACUCUGCUGGCGACCUGCCUGAUGUCACCCUGUCGCUCUGUGGGGGCGUUGGCGAGAACUCAGAGAUUUCCAAAGAAAAAUUCAUGGAGCACAUCAUCACAUAUCAUGAAUUUGCUGAGAAUCCAGCAAUUAUCGACAAUCCCAAUUUGGUGGUUAAAAUUGCAAACAGAUAUUACAAUUGGACAUUGGCGGCGCCGUUGAUACUCAGCAUGCAGGCUUUUCAGAAGAACUUGCCAAAGGCCACGGAGGAGGCCUGGGUGAAGGAGAAAAUGCCAAAGAAGUCUGGGCGCUGGUGGUUCUGGAGAAAGAGCAGUGUGAAGCAGUCAUCAGAGACCAAGUUAGAGAGGCAGGAGUCCCUGACCAGAGAGAGCCCUGCCCUCCACGAGGCCCCACAAACACAGCAGCAAGCAGUCGAGUCCUCCAGCGAUGAUGAGUCUAAAGAGCUGAAUGCUGUGGCGUCUCCACUGGGGCUUACUGAGCGCGUGCAGACAGAAGGCCCAGUGCCGGCUCCAGGUCCAUCCUACAAGAAGUCCCUCCGCCUCUCAUCUGACCAAAUCGCCAGCCUUAAGUUGAGGGAGGGGCCUAAUGAUGUCACCUUCAGCAUUACCACUCAGUACCAGGGGACGUGCCGCUGCGUGGGCACCAUCUACCUGUGGAACUGGGACGACAAAGUUAUCAUCUCGGACAUCGAUGGCACCAUCACCAAAUCAGAUGUUUUUGGUCAGAUUCUACCUCAGCUUGGGAAAGACUGGACUCAUCAAGGAAUUGCUAAGCUUUACCACUCAGUGCACGAGAAUGGCUACAAGUUCCUGUACUGUUCGGCCCGAGCGAUUGGCAUGGCUGACAUGACCAGAGGCUAUCUGCACUGGGUGAACGACCGGGGAACCAUCCUGCCCCAGGGACCCCUCAUGCUGUCCCCUAGUAGCCUGUUCUCUGCCUUCCACAGGGAGAUAAUAGAGAAAAAACCUGAGAAGUUCAAGAUCGAAUGCCUGACAGACAUCAGGAACCUGUUCCACCCCAACACACAUCCCUUCUACGCUGCCUUUGGGAACAGAGAGAGUGAUGUGUUUACUUACAAGCACGUGGGUGUGCCGGUGUGCCGGAUAUUCACCGUGAACCCCAAGGGAGAGCUGAUCCAGGAGCAGGCUAAAGGCAACAAGACAUCGUACAGCCGGCUGAGCGAGCUGGUGGAGCAUGUUUUCCCUUUACGGAGUAAGGAACACAGUGCCACCUUCAGCUUCCCAGAAUUCAGCUCUUUCUGUUUCUGGAGACAGCCCAUCGCUGAGGUCUGUUUUGAGGAGCUGCUCUGAUUCGCACUGCAACCUGUCAUACUGUACGGCAUGAAGUACGUACUGAAACUAGCUUUGUUAUCAGCGACUACGAUUCAUCUUACUUGUGCUGGUACUAUGAUGAACAAUUUAACUUUUGAAUUCAGCACUUGAAAUCAACGUAAUCUGAAGCAAUAGUGGGUGUAUGCACUGACUUAUUACUUUUUUAUGUUGAUGUCAACCUGUCAAAACAAGUGGAAUAGUAAUAUGAUAAUUUGAGAUGUAUAUUCCAUCAUAGUGAAAAUGUCUGGGAUAUUUUUGUAUUUCUGUUUUUCUGAAAGAAUAUAGCAAGAUGUCAUCCUAGUUUGCGAUCAUUUUUCUGGGACUAUGUAACGCCCUUCACGAGCUUGGAGAGCAUCCUCAGUGCCAGACAGAGGGACACCUCGCUGAAGAACGGUGUAUUCGAAUGCAGUUUUCUAGCUUUCGGUACAUGAAAGUCGGAUGCCUGACAUAUGCCAGUUUUUAUUCAUUAUAUUUUGCACAAUCUUUAUUUGCAAGCUUGUGAAAUGAAAUGGUGAAGCACUUGUUUAGGCAGUGUACAUAAAGCGGACCCCUUUCUGGUGUCAAACAAAACACUGACUGUCGUGCCCCUGAACUUUGAGAUAAUCCUUAAAACAUAUGCCAUACUGUGGUAAAAUUCAAAAGAUACAUGGUAAUAUUUAGAGCAGCUAUGUAGUCUUCUCGUUAAGGCCUUAUUUAAUGUAUGGAAAUAUUGACUUUUUUUGCUUCAAAGCUUGAGGAUUUUGCACUAUUAGUCUAACAUGAAGUAAUGUGAAUUAAACUUUGUUUAAUGUACAGUGAAGAGAAAUGAGAUGAAGCGGCUGCCUGGUAGCAACAGCAGGACUGCAAUUAUAGUUCUCAAAAGUAAAGAAAGCACUUUCUGAACUGCAGAUGAUGUUGCUGUUCACACCUCUGCACACAAACAAAGUACUGUCCCAAACUUGAGUGAGUAACAUGAGUUAUAGCAAAUUUAAGCUGUUAUUAGUUUUCUGUCAGAUGAUUUUCAAAGCUCUUGAUGUUUUUUUUCUGGGUUUGCUGUUUUGAGAAUCUGUCUUGCCUCGUCUUUUUUUUUUUCUCCAGUUCACACUCCUGUAACAUUUGUACCUUUUGAUGUGUUCUUUCUAUGAAAGUGAUAUACUUUUGUGUGGCGACAACACACAUAAAAACUUGUGUCUGUGGCAUUUUCAAAGUAUUUGCAUAGUUAAGUGUUCAAUUUUCAAUCUUAAAUGCCUUGGCUGUUAAAACAUAAUCUCUAGACUGUUGUGAUGAUCUUGUAGUAAUGCAGUUUACAUUUGGGUGUAACAUGUUUAAAGUCUGUUCGAGAUGACUGUUUAAAGAACAGUAGUUUUUAAUUGGUGCGUUAACUGUUUGAUCUGCAUUGUGCUUGUUAGUGUGUGAGCACUCAGACAUCACUUAUUGAAGGUAAAAUUUUAUAGUUUGAUAAUUCUGAUCUACUUGAAACUACAUGAAGUCAUUUUGGAAAGUUACCUUAUGUAUAUACUAUUAGCGUUUACUGUAUAACGUAUAUUCAUAAUAAACAGUCCAAUAGUGCAUA
This is a messenger RNA of Myripristis murdjan (pinecone soldierfish), 4441 nucleotides long. RefSeq names its product phosphatidate phosphatase LPIN2. NCBI's taxonomy places the organism in Eukaryota, Metazoa, Chordata, Actinopteri, Holocentriformes, Holocentridae. Bases 85 to 2868 code for a protein of 927 amino acids. The record is from RefSeq and is a predicted model, not a curated record. Gene Ontology annotation, cellular component: nucleus; endoplasmic reticulum membrane; cytosol. The transcript is spliced from 20 exons. Gene Ontology annotation, molecular function: transcription coactivator activity; phosphatidate phosphatase activity. Gene Ontology annotation, biological process: triglyceride biosynthetic process; fatty acid catabolic process; positive regulation of transcription by RNA polymerase II.